AUUUCCCCCAAAAUUCUCUUCUUCCUCCCCCCCCAUCCAUAAGCUCAUAGCUUCCGUCCAUCCAAAUAGAUCCGAAUUCGAUUCCCCUCAGGGCUUUUGAUCUUUUAGGGUUUCUCCCAAAUUUGUAUGGAAACUCCAACCUCUUCAGUACACAACCCUAAAAGAAGCUUCCUUUAUCUCUCUCUCUGUUGAUUCGAUCCUCGAAAAAGGAACAACCUUUCUUCUAGGGUUUUUUUCGAUCAUGGACCGUGCAUCUCAAUCGGAUCUCUCUUUAGGCUUCACUAACUCCCACGCCUUACCCCUACCUCCUCAGAGAAUCCCAAUCGCUGACGACUCAAUCACCCUUCAAAUCGACUCCAGCUUCCGCCCUUCCCUUAAUCCAACCCCUCCCGUCCCUCUCCAGCUCCUCGAGCAGAGAUUCGACUCCACCGGGUCUCGUACCCGCGUCCUCGUCGAUAAAGACGAAGACUUUGAAGAAGAAGAAGACGACGAUCAUCUGAGGGAAGAAGAGUUCAUCCUCUUGGGACAAUCUUUGAAGCUAAAACGAUGCAGAGGAACCAGCAGCAGCUCAAUGCGAUCACCAAGCCCGUGUAAACGAUUCGCAGUUGAUCCAGAGAGUAGACGAGCUUCCGUGAAAGCCUGGGGAGACCAGCCACUCUCACAAGCAGACCCUGAGAUCCACGACCUUAUGGAGAAGGAGAAACAUAGACAGUUUCGAGGAAUCGAACUCAUAGCUUCCGAGAAUUUCGUCUGUAGAGCAGUGAUGGAAGCUUUAGGAAGCCAUUUAACUAAUAAAUACUCUGAAGGCAUGCCUGGAGCUAGAUACUACACAGGCAACCAGAACAUUGAUCAGAUUGAGAAUCUUUGUAUAGAACGUGCACUCCAAGCUUUCGGUCUAAGCCCUGAGCAUUGGGGUGUUAACGUGCAGCCUUACUCUUGCACGUCCGCCAACUUCGCUGUUUUCUCUGGUCUUUUGUUGCCUGGUGAGAGGAUCAUGGGGUUGGAUUCGCCGUCUGGUGGGCAUAUGAGUCAUGGCUAUUAUACACCUGGUGGGAAGAAGGUGUCUGGUGCGUCUAUAUUCUUUGAGAGUUUUCCUUAUAAGGUGGACCCUCGUACAGGGUUUAUUGAUUACGAGAAGCUUGAGGAGAAGGCGCUUGAUUAUCGUCCCAAGAUACUUAUCUGUGGAGGGAGUUCUUAUCCGAGAGACUGGGAUUUUCCUAGGUUUAGGUAUGUUGCAGACAAAUGUGGAGCUGUUCUUAUGUUUGAUAUGGCGCAGAUUAGUGGUCUUGUGGCUGCUAAGGAAAGUCCAAAUCCAUUUGAUUAUUGCGAUAUAGUUACCUCAACGACACACAAGUCUCUCCGUGGACCUAGGGGAGGUAUCAUAUUCUACAGGAGAGGCUUCAAGGGCAAGAAGCAAAGCAUAAAUCUUAAUCACUGUGACAGCAAUAUCCAGUAUGAUUUUGAAGAGAAAAUAAACUUUUCUGUCUUCCCAUCGCUGCAAGGAGGUCCUCACAAUAACCAUAUAGCUGCUCUAGCCAUUGCCCUCAAGCAGGCCGCUUCACCAGAGUAUAAGGUUUACAUGCGACAGGUCAAGAAAAAUGCAAAGGCUUUAGCAUCUGCUUUGAAAAGUAAAAAUUGCAAGUUGGUAACAGAUGGCACUGAUAAUCAUUUGAUACUUUGGGAUCUAACUCCUUUGGGCUUGACAGGCAAGGUCUAUGAGAAAGUAUGCGAGAUGUGCCAUAUCACGGUCAACAAAGUCGCCAUAUUCAGUGAAAAUGGUGUUAUUUCCCCUGGAGGAGUGAGAAUAGGUAGUCCGGCUAUGACUUCAAGGGGUUGUCUAGAAUCAGAUUUUGAGACAAUGGCUGAGUUUCUGUAUAGAGCUGCCCUGAUAGCAAGUGCCGCACAAAGGGAGCUGGAGCAGGGGAAGUCGCAGAGGGAACCACUCAAAAGCAUCUAUCACUGUAAAGACAUUGCAGAUCUUAGGAACCAAGUUGAGGCUUUUGCUACUCAGUUUGCAAUGCCUGCGUUUGACAUGUGAGCAGCCUGGAAAGAAAGUGACAGCACAACCUCCCUCAUUUUUGUUGCCAUGCUGAGAAAGUUGGUAUCCUACUUGGGAGGCAAAGCAUGGAAUUCUGGUGAGAGUCUAAAAGCAUUUAGAUUCUCCAUGUUUUUGGUUUUGGAUAGUGACUUAUGUACUCAUCUAUAAUAUUAUAUUAACAUAUACACUUCUGUCUUCCAUAUUGUU
Molecule: messenger RNA, 2245 nt
Organism: Eruca vesicaria subsp. sativa (arugula)
Lineage: Eukaryota; Viridiplantae; Streptophyta; Magnoliopsida; Brassicales; Brassicaceae
Source: the annotation of a GenBank genome assembly